Messenger RNA from Trypanosoma conorhini, 1686 nucleotides. Its product is annotated as putative protein kinase. The record is from RefSeq and is a predicted model, not a curated record. Gene Ontology annotation, biological process: metabolite repair. NCBI's taxonomy places the organism in Eukaryota, Euglenozoa, Kinetoplastea, Trypanosomatida, Trypanosomatidae. The coding region runs from base 1 to 1686 and encodes 561 amino acids. The transcript has a single exon. Gene Ontology annotation, molecular function: NAD(P)HX epimerase activity; ADP-dependent NAD(P)H-hydrate dehydratase activity.
AUGCUGCCGCUCAGCAAGUUGCCUGCCCGAUGUAUGACGUCAGGGCUGCAUGAAAAAAUGCUGCGGUCCUGUGUGUGGUCGGCGGCGUGGCUCCGGCAGGCGGAGGUGGAGGCGGCGCGGGCGCACGACAUCACGCUCUACGCCUUAAUGCAGCGAGCCGGCAAGGCGGCCUUUGACGUCUUCCGCCGCGAGUAUCCCGCGUCGCGGCAUUGGCUGAUUCUCUGCGGGAGUGGAAAUAACGGCGGGGACGGGUACGAGAUUGCCCGCCUUGCCGCGGAUGCCAACCUUCGUGUGACGGUGGUGGCAAUCAAAGGGGCAAAGCCGCUUCCUCCGGAGGCCACCGCCGCGCUCGCCGCGCUCCACCAGCGCGGCGGCGUAGCGAUGCACGACGCGGAACACUGGGACUACACCGCGACGGCGAAGGAUGUUGAUUUGGUGGUGGACGGGUUGCUGGGCACAGGGAUUGGUGGGGCGCCGCGCGCCGAUUACGCGCGCCUAAUCGACUGGGUCAACGCCCUUCCCGUGCCGCGUGUGGCCAUUGACAUUCCGUCAGGCUUGAACGCCGAGACUGGCGUCGUGGAGGGCGCAUGUGUGCGGGCAGAACACACGGUCACGUUUAUCGCGUUAAAGCCAGGCCUCCUCACCGGCCGCGCACGCGACUUCACUGGGACCCUGCACUACAAUUGUCUGCAGGUUGGGGAGUGGAUGCUGGCAAAGGAGCGUCAAGAGCAGCUCUUUUGUCGCCGUCUGUCGAGUUCGCACCUGCAGGAGUUGCUUGCCCAGACGCGAUCCCCGUGCGCACACAAGGGCAUGAACGGCAAGGUGGUUAUUAUUGGUGGCGACUUUGGCUUUGGUGGGGCGAUUGUGAUGGCCGCUGAGGCGGCACUGCGCACCGGGGCCGGACUUGUUCGUGUUCUGUCGAGGCCGCAGCACGCGCUUCCCCUCCUGUCGCGCUGCCCGGAGGUGAUGACGGCGGAGUUGACCCCAGACAACCUCGGCACGGCACUGGACUGGUCGACGUGCGUGGUGGUGGGGCCGGGGCUGGGGCAGGACAAAUGGGGCUCCACGGCUCUCGCGCAGGUCUUGGCGCACUGUCAAGAGCAUCCAGAGAAGCCGUCGGUGUGGGACGCGGACGCGCUGAACCUCAUGGCGGCUGGGGCGCAGACGCAGAAGGGCGGCGCGGAUUUAUUCACCGCGCCCCUCAAGAGCCGCAUCAUCACACCCCACCCCGGAGAGGCAGCGCGGCUGCUGCGGUGCACCACGGCUGAAGUCGAACAUGAUCGAUUUCGGGCGGCACAGCGGUUAGCGGAAACCUACGGGGGUGUGGCGUUGCUGAAGGGGCCCGGCACAGUCCUGUACACCGCCGAGGGUGCGGAGCCCGCAGCUGCUCUGUCGGGCGCCGCGCGCGAGCUGCUUUCCGCGCGUUGUGUUGUGGCGGAUGCGGGGAACUGCGGCAUGGCCACCGGUGGCGCCGGAGACGUAUUGACCGGCGUCAUUGCGGGGUUGCUGGCGCAGCAGUUUCCCCAGUGGCACGCGGCGUGUGUGGGGUGCCUUGUGCACGGCACAGCAGGGGAUCUCGCGGCCGCGGCGCAGGGGGGCGUGCGCGGGCUGCGGGCAACGGCGCUCCUCGAGCACCUCACCACCUGCGUCAACCCGGCGGCGGAGGAGCAGUGGGCGACCCUGUGA